GGAGAAGUGAUCAAUAACUGGUCUGCAGAGCGUCUCUUCUCUCCGUCUGCAGGACGUCCAGCAGGAGAGAGCAGGAAGGCUUCCCCCUUCCAGGACCGGCAUCGCCUCACGGAGUGUGUGUGUGUGUGUCCCCAUGGCGCUGCAGGAGCUGGGCAUCAGCCUGGCCAUGGCGGGCGUCGCCGGCACCAUCCUCAUCUGCGCGCUGCCCAUGUGGAAGGUGACGGCGUUCAUCGGCACGCACCUGGUGGUGAUGCAGGUGUUCUGGGAGGGGCUGUGGAUGACCUGCGUCAGCGAGUACACGGGCCAGAUGCAGUGCAAGCUGUACGACGCCCUGCUGGACCUGGCGCCCGACCUGCAGGCCGCGCGCGGCCUGGUCUGCAUCGGCCUGGUGCUGGGCUGCCUGGGCUUCCUCGUCUUCCUGCUGGGCGCUCGCUGCACCAACUGCCUGGGCCACCCGCGCAUCAAGGCCCGGGUGGUGCUGGGCUCGGGGGCCAUCUUCUGCCUGGCGGCCCUCACCACCAUCGUGGCGGUGUCGUGGACGGCCAACUCCAUCAUCAGGGAUUUCCACAACCCGCGGGUGCCCGAGGUGCUGAAGCGGGAGCUCGGGGCGGCCAUUUACAUCGGCUUCGUCACGUCCGGGCUGCUGUUCUGCGGAGGGGCCGUGCUGUGUGCGAGCUGUCCGCCUCAGAGGGCCAGGUUUCCCUCCAGCGGGUACACGCCGGCUAGAACGGCCACGCCGAGCAGCUACGCCGUCAAAAACUACGUGUGA
Messenger RNA from Salarias fasciatus (jewelled blenny), 769 nucleotides. Its product is annotated as claudin-4-like. Gene Ontology annotation, cellular component: bicellular tight junction; membrane. The record is from RefSeq and is a predicted model, not a curated record. NCBI's taxonomy places the organism in Eukaryota, Metazoa, Chordata, Actinopteri, Blenniiformes, Blenniidae. Bases 134 to 769 code for a protein of 211 amino acids. The transcript is spliced from 2 exons. Gene Ontology annotation, molecular function: structural molecule activity.